UCGGGGUGUGGAUCAUUCGUUGUCUUUGCUGUGCAGGUGUCCCAGUGCAGGAGCUGCAACAGGAAGUACCAGCCAGUGCCACGGGACAGGGAGUGGGGGAGUGGAGCGCUCUUCAACUGCACAACCUGCGAUAACACCUUCAGGUUGACGGCGAUAAAAGGGACAGCUUGUAUGUGUCGGCUGGGGACAGAUGGGCGUGCCCACAUCGCCGUGCUAGCGGUGCUAGGCGGCGUGUGGCGCACGCGCGUGCAGCGCCCCGACACGCACAGCGCUGCGCGCCCUUCCGGGCAGCAGCUCAGCUGCAUGGCCGAGGACUGCUACAACCCCCAGGGCGCGUCACACGUGCUGUGUGCACGCGCGCACCCUGCACGUGACGAGGCGCGUCACGUGCUGUGUGCACGCGCGCACCCUGCACGUGACGAGGCGCGUCACGUGCUGCACGCGAGCGAGCCGCACGUCAGCAGCGCCUCCACGGUGGCCACGUGCAUCAGCCAGGGCAGCCUCGUGGAGCACGAGGACGUCCUCAUCGAGCAGGACCUCUUGGAGGAGGACGAGAAUCGGCGCCACUGAGCGUGCCGCGAGCGAGGUUCCAACGCGAGUAACGCGCGAGCCUCCUCGGCGCCUUUGCGUUGGGUCGUGUUUUUAAAUCGAGCUGUGAAAGUGCCUUGUUUUCUUCAGCUUUUAAAAAAUAGCACUUGCCUACAGUUGAUUUGCGUUUAACCGAAGCACAAUAUUUACACUGCGUUUCUAAAGCCAACGAUGACCCCUUAUUUAUCGAAGAUGGGGGUGGAUGAACGGCGCGGUGGUUUUCGUGCAUUGCACUGUGAACCCAGCGAAGCAAGUUCGAUCCCCGGCCACCGCUAAAAAGCAGUGCGGAGUGGUAUCUGAACUGGUCCUGGAUGCCCCCUUUGUUAAACAGCACUGACAAGCUGAGUGAAGUAUGGUCAAACAUCCCUCGUGAACAGCACUGCUUGAGGAUAUUUGACCAUUUCUUUUUUGGCCCAAAUUUUUAUUCAUGAAAAAUAUUUUAUUCCACAUCCUCCCUCGCAUCAUACAUUGCAAUAUUUUGACACUCCGGGCAGCAGUUCCAAGGGGCAUCUAAGGUAUCGGGCAUACCGGACUUAUCAGGGCAGGCGGGAGGUUUUUUCCUCCUUUUUAAAGUGCUCUUGUAAUUGUAAAAACGAUAAACCAUAAACCAUUUCAGGUCUUAAUUGAUUGUUCACGCUUACAGUGGCUUUCAGACAGCAUACAUUAAU
Petromyzon marinus (sea lamprey) is the source of this 1256-nucleotide messenger RNA. The record is from RefSeq and is a predicted model, not a curated record. Lineage: Eukaryota; Metazoa; Chordata; Hyperoartia; Petromyzontiformes; Petromyzontidae.